This is a messenger RNA of Suncus etruscus (white-toothed pygmy shrew), 2073 nucleotides long. It is a transcript of the gene TMC4, whose product is annotated as transmembrane channel like 4. Gene Ontology annotation, molecular function: mechanosensitive monoatomic ion channel activity. The transcript is spliced from 15 exons. Lineage: Eukaryota; Metazoa; Chordata; Mammalia; Eulipotyphla; Soricidae. The record is from RefSeq and is a predicted model, not a curated record. Bases 1 to 2073 code for a protein of 690 amino acids. Gene Ontology annotation, cellular component: plasma membrane.
AUGUUGGGUCUGAGGGAGAAGGCUGGGGGCCAGGAGGUGAAGAGGCUGGCACCUGAAUGCCCGUCGCUGCACACCGUACUGAACGAGCUCCCCAGUUUUGCCACCCUGCGGUACCGCGGCCCAGGGGUGCAGCCCUGGGGGGCCCUGGAGGAGGUGGAAGAGGAGAAGGAGGAGGACGCCCAGCAGGAGCUGCAGGACCCUAGGCCGUCCCGGGAGCUGCCCUGGCCCAUGCAGGCUCGGCGGGUGCAUAGGCAGCACCAUGCCCGGGACCAAGCAGCUCAGGCCCUGGACUCUAGGAUGGCCCACUGGGCCCUGAAGCUCCGGAGGUCGAGGGAGAAGCUGCGGAAAGGCCUGAACGCCCUGAAACCCUGGGCCUGGACACUGAAGAAGAUCGGGGGCCAGUACGGCGCGGGCACCGAGUCCUACUUCUCCCUGCUGCGCUUCCUGCUGUUUCUGAACAUGGUGGCAUCGGUGCUCAAGGUCUGCAUGGUGCUGCUCCCCACCUGGCUGGGCCCGGCGCCCCCGGGGCCCCCCGGGGCUGGCAACGGAACCUGCGGCUUCUAUGACCCGCUCCCGCGCGGCCUGGUGUCCUUCCCCACGCAGCUCUUCAACCUGCUCUCAGGAGAGGCCUUUCUGGAGUGGUCUCCGCUCUUCUACGGCUACUACCCGCAACGCCCGCACCUGGCAGUCGCCUACCUGUGCUGCACUUUGACCGUGGGCCUGGUCUCCCUGCUGCUCAUCCUGCACCGCUCAGUGUCCGGGCUGAAGCAGACGUUACUGGCCGAGUCGGAAGCCCUGACCAGCUACAGCCACCGGGUCUUUUCCGCCUGGGACUUCGGCCUCUGCGGCGACGUCCAUGUGCGGCUCCGGCAGCGCAACAUCUACUACGAGUUGAAGGUGGAGCUGGAGGAAUCGGGCGUGCGGCGCCGGGCUGCGGUGCGGACGCUGGGGCAGCAGGUCCUGGUGUGGUCGCUGCGGACGCUGCUCAACCUGCUGGUGCUCGGGCUUCUGGGUGCCGCCUUCUAUGGAAUCUACUGGGCCACGGGCUACACGGUACAGCUGCAGGAGACAUCCGUGAUCCAGCAGUCGUCGCUGCUGAAGCUCGGGGUGGAUUACCUGCCUUCCAUCUUCAUCUCCGGGGUCAACUUCCUGCUGCCUCCUGUGUUCAAGCUCCUGACCCAGCUGGAGGGCUACACCCACAGCCGCCAGAUCAUUCUCAUCCUCCUCAGGACCGUGUUUCUCCGCCUGGCCUCCCUGUUGGUCCUGCUGUUCUCCCUCUGGAAUAAAAUCACUUGUGGAGAUGAUGCUGAGAAAGAAGCUUGCAAGGCCUGUGGGUAUAACUACAAAGAACUUCCGUGCUGGGAGACUCGGGUCGGACAGGAGAUGUAUAAGCUGCUGGUGUUUGAUCUGCUGACAGGGCUGGCUGUCAUGCUGCUCCUACAGUUUCCUCGGAAGCUGUUUUGUGGGCUCUGUCUGGGGUCGCUGGGUCACAAGCUGGCAUCCCAAGAGUUCCAGGUGCCGGACGAAGUGCUGGGGCUCAUCUAUGCGCAGACGGUGGUCUGGGUGGGGAGUUUUUUCUGCCCGCUCCUGCCCCUGCUCAACCUGGCCAAGUUCCUGCUGCUUUUCUAUAUGAAAAAGCUCACCCUCUUCUCCACCUGCUCUCCGGCCUCCCGCACCUUUCGGGCCUCAGCGGCGAAUUUCUUUUUCCCGCUGGUGCUUCUCCUGGGCCUGGCCCUCUCUGCCGUCCCGGUGUUGUAUAGCAUCUUUCUGAUCCCCCCUUCUAAGCUGUGUGGCCCAUUUCGGUGGCAGCCGUCCAUCUGGAAUCAGAUCCCAGAGUUGAUUCUCAACCUUCCUCAGCCCACCCAGAAUUUUCUCUUCUUCCUGGGCACCCAGGCCUUCGCGGUGCCCCUUCUGCUGAUCUGCAGCAUUCUGAUGGCCUACACCUUGGCCCUCGCUAACUCCUACGGACGUCUCGUCUCUGAACUGAAACAGCAGAUUCAGAAGGAGUCUCAGAACAAAGUCUUCCUGGCUCAGCGCGCCGUGGCACUCAGUGCUGCCCAGGCGUCUCUGUGA